GGUGACAGCGCACAGUCGGGCCCGCGCUCGCCGCCCGGGAGUCCGUGCCGGGCCCGAGCCGCCGCGGGGUUGCUCAUGAGGCCUCUGCCGAGCGGGAGUAGGAAGGACGGCGGCAAGCCCCUGGGGCUCCUCGCCCUCUGCCUGACCGCAGCCUGCUGUCUGCAAAGUCAGGGCGUGUCACUGUACAUCCCCCAGUCCGCCAUCAAUGCCACGGUGGAAGAAGACAUCUUGCUCUCAGUUGAGUACUCCUGCCACGGUGUUCCCACCAUCGAAUGGAAGUAUACCUCCCACUGGGGGGCACAGAAGAUCGUGGAGUGGAAGCCAGGCACCCAGGCCAACAUCUCCCAGAGCCACAAGGACCGGCUCUGCACUUUCGACAAUGGCUCCAUCCAGCUCUUCAGUGUGGGCGUGAGGGAUUCCGGCUACUAUGUCAUCACGGUGACGGAGCGUUUGGGAAGCAGCCAGUUUGGCACCAUCGUCCUGCAUGUGUCAGAGAUCCUCUAUGAAGACCUCCACUUUGUCGCUGUCUUCCUUGCUUUCCUCGCUGCUGUGGCCGCACUGUUAAUCAGCCUCAUGUGGGUCUGUAAUAAGUGUGCAUACAAAUUCCAGAGGAAGAGGAGACACAAACUCAAAGAGAGCACGACUGAGGAGAUUGAGCUGCAAGAUGUGGAGUGUUAGCCAAGGCUGCGCCCAGUUACAUUCCUACCUCAAGAGGAAGACAGGAUUUUCCACAAAAGGCGCGAACAGGGCCAGUCCACCCGCAGAGCCUCCUGCCCCCCUGCCGUAGCCACACAUUCCCGACGGUUGUUAACACAGUUGACUGCAUGGACUUGAGGACUCUGGAUUGGACAAAGCCCGUUCUAGUGCUUGCAGGAAGUUCAAGGAGAAGCCUGCGUGAGGGUCCGGGCCAC
Messenger RNA from Hyaena hyaena (striped hyena), 911 nucleotides. RefSeq names its product V-set and transmembrane domain containing 5 (gene VSTM5). The coding region runs from base 76 to 678 and encodes 200 amino acids. NCBI's taxonomy places the organism in Eukaryota, Metazoa, Chordata, Mammalia, Carnivora, Hyaenidae. Gene Ontology annotation, biological process: filopodium assembly; positive regulation of excitatory synapse assembly. Gene Ontology annotation, cellular component: dendrite; plasma membrane; axon. The record is from RefSeq and is a predicted model, not a curated record. The transcript is spliced from 4 exons.